ACUUAUUUAAUUUUAAACUUUGCAACAUAGUCAAAAAAUAUGGCAGCUUGGUCGCCAUGGAUAGCCAUAAUCGUCUUCACAGCAACGCUUUACACAUCCUUUACAGGAGUGAAGUCGUCCAUUAAUGGCGAUCAGAUUAGCAGCUUGCCGGGGCAACCAGCUAAUGUGACUUUCCGGCAGUACUCCGGCUACGUCGAGGUCCGCUCGCAACGGGCUCUUUUCUACUACUUUGUUGAGGCCGAAACUCAGCCAGAUUCUAAGCCACUUGUUCUCUGGUUAAAUGGAGGUCCUGGAUGCUCAUCUGUUGGAUAUGGAGCUUUCAUGGAGAAUGGCCCUUUCCGACCUCGUGGGAGAGUCUUAAUAAAAAAUCCCCAAAGCUGGAAUAAAGGUUUUUUUAGGGGGAUUUACCUAAAUAGGAGUAAAUAAACUCUUAAUUGCCAAAAUAGGACUAAAAUUGAAAAAU
Molecule: messenger RNA, 463 nt
Organism: Cuscuta epithymum
Lineage: Eukaryota; Viridiplantae; Streptophyta; Magnoliopsida; Solanales; Convolvulaceae
Source: the annotation of a GenBank genome assembly